Messenger RNA from Salmo salar (Atlantic salmon), 2113 nucleotides. NCBI's taxonomy places the organism in Eukaryota, Metazoa, Chordata, Actinopteri, Salmoniformes, Salmonidae. The record is from RefSeq and is a predicted model, not a curated record.
ACAGUUUUAGAAAAUUUAGGGUGUUUUCUAUCCAUAUGUAAUAAGUAUAUGCAUAUUCUAGUUACUGGGUAGGAGUGGUAACCAGAUUAAAUCGGGUAUGUUUUUUAUCCAGCCGUGUCAAUACUGCCCCCUAGCCCUAACAGGUUAACGUUAAAUCUAGGCCUACGGCGUUAGCUGCGUCUGUUCCACAUCAGUUUACUCCUGACACAUUGUCUCAGGCCCAGGGGCAUGUGAAAGUCCAUAUUGACCCAGGCUAUUUACCUUUCAUUACGGAGGGUUUUGUGUCUAUGUUAGGAAGUAAGAACCUAGUGCCAGUGAAGAUCCUACGAGACACAGGUGCCUCGGAAUCGUUUGUGUUGGAAUCUGUGUUACCUUUCUCUGCUGAGACUGAUUCUGGGAAUAGUGUUCUAAUUAGGGGAAUAGGUUUGAACAAUCUGUCAGUUCCAUUGCAUAAACUGAUAUUGGAUUGUGGACUGGUGAAAGGUGACGUUGUUGUGGGGGUGCGUCCUUCGUUGCCUAUUGAGGGUAUCGACGUUAUCCUUGGGAAUAACUUGGCUGGUGAGCGUGUGUGGCCUGUCGUGUUUCCAUCUCUAGUGGUUUCCACUAAACCGUCAAUUGUAGGGAUUCCUGAUGAGAGUGCGCAGAGUUUCCCAGCGGUGUUCUCUGCGGGUGCAGUGACGCGGUCUAUGAGCCAUGGUGACCCGGUCCCUGCUCCGGUAAAUGAGAAUACCACAAAGAAGUCUCUCACUGUUUUCCCUGUUAUCCCGUUAUCUGUAUUCCGCUCCGAUCUAAUCAAUGCGCCACGGACUGACCCCACAUUAGAAGAGUUGCGUGACCAAAUUGUGCCUGUGGAACAGUUGGGAGAUGUCGCACAUGGUUAUUUUCUCCAAGAGGAUGUUCUGAUGAGAAAGUGGGAGUCUACAGAGGAUGGUAAAACUGUUCGUUUGGCUGAUACCGUUACUUCCCUUGGUUCUUGUAAUACUAGGUCUGUGCAUGAGGACGAAAAUGUUCCUGGUCCCGAUGAUUGCAUACUGCAGGGUAGAUUGAAAAAUUCAGAGACACUGGAUAUUUUGGAUAGCCCUUUUACUCAGCUACCUGUUGAUGGGCGGAAAGAGCUGGUUGGUCUGAUUCGGAAAAUUCCAGGUUUGUUUUCUGUGACACCUACACGUUGUGACGGCCCUGAAUGUUUCUGAACCGUCUCAGUGCUUCUCCUUCCAAUAUUUCCCAUUUCCCUUUAAUUCUCAAUUAAUUAGUGCUUCUUCCAAUAGGGCGCUUCCCCUUUAAUUCCCAAUUAAAUAGCCAGCAUCAGCUGUGCAAAAGAGGAGUUGUGAUGGAAACAUGAAUGAGGAUGUGUUCGACCCUCAGUUCUGAAGCGUCUCUCUUCCGUUUGUUGUGCUGCUUUAAAAGUGUGCUUUGUGUAGCCUAAUAGAAAAUCUACCCAAGGUCGGCUCCACUCUUGCAUCUGUGGACUACACCUCUCCGUUGGUUUUCGUGGCCUUUCUCCGCUGGAGAUCUGUCGGCGGAUUGGCUUCUCUGACUGACCGACGGACUACAACCUUUUUUGUAUACGGUAUUUCAUUUGUUUUGGUGUGAUGUAUACUGUGAUGAUUUAGGUAGUUAGUUGUAGUUGAGGAUUUAUUGAAAUGUGUGGUAAAAUAUUUGUUCUUUUCAUUGUAUGAUUGACACUGGGUUUACGCUACACUGUAUGAACGGACAACCAUUGCGUGACUAAGGUCACUUGAGUUCCCUGAACUUGUUUACCGGGCUGGACUCUUUUUAGGCCCGAGGUACAGGACAUUUCUGGAGGAACCAGAGCUGUUUAAAGCUCAUUAUUGUUAUAUUGUUGUGUGUGUGUGUGUGUGAUCAUUUAGGUUGUUAAUACAACCACGCAAAAGAAUACAGUUGUUUUGAAGUUAUUUCCAUUGUUUUAAGGGUUUAUGAAAAGUGUAUUUCCAUCCUGACUUUUACAUGAGUCCUUUGUAUUGGUGUAGACUUGACGGACCAGAUGGGACUCAUUCCCUAUCAAACUAAAAGGAGAAACUAAUAUUUUCUCUGGUAGGCACAACCUACCUGGCACCCCUAUAAAUUAUAACCUCAAGUCAAAACCGUUACA